UGCGCCUUGUUCGCCUUGCUCAGUUGAAUUGGAGCACUCUGUGCCACCUCUUUCCUCUGCAUUAUCCUCUGAGGACCCACCAGAGCUCAGAGCUGAAGCUUAAGAAGAUGAAGUCUCAGAGAAUACAUGCUAUAUGAUGUAUGGUAAUUCACAGUAUCUUCCUUUGGUACAUGAGAUGGAGAACCAUAUCGAAUGGAGGUCAAGAAGAGAAAUGGAGUUCACCAGUCUAAGCACUUCAACUGGAAAUAACAAUGCAGAUGGAGAGUGGCAUCUGGUGACAGCCCCUCGUGCAGUGCUUCAGUGUGAGAGAGCAAUGAAAAGAGCGGGUCAGCAGGAUCAGCUGGAGGGGGAGUUCUACAACAGCCUGCCAAGAGCACAUUUUCUGCGUCCUGGCUAUUUUCGCACUGCAACAGAGUCAAGUGCAUUCUCCCCCUACAGACAUGAUCUCCGCUUCCAGGGCAAAGGGCUGCAGGAUCAGAGCCCUAGAGACAGUGGGAGUUAUGCACGUAUCCCCCCAUCCUCAAGGCCACACCCACUGGCACAGCCUGGCUUCUACAGUCCCAAGAUCCCUCGCUCUAAACAUUGUGAGCCUGCUUUGUCCACAACAAAGACUUUAAAAGGGUGUUCCCUGAAUAAAAACAUGAAGGAGUUUUAUUCUCACACUCUGCCUCUUCCCCACUCCAAGAUAGCUGUUCUCAAACGAAGUAGUGGACUGUGCAGCAAACCACAAGGAAUCAAGACUUCAGUGGUGGAAAAGCCUCGUUUGAUGAGGGCGGUCAUUUCACAGAUAUCCUCAGAUUCAAACCAACUCGGCCAGCAGCAGUACAACAACCAGUUUCAACAUAUCAAGAAAGAGGAUAUCCAGAAUCAGUGCUUCUCCAGUCAGCAUCAGUCAUCACUAAACCUACUCAGUACUGAAGUUUCCAGGAAAGAGGAAUUUGUCUGGAAUCAUGGUCAACCACAGUCCAAUCAACUGCAGCGCACACGACACCAAAGUUCCUUCAGAUUGCCAAAAUGUGCCCAGGAUUCACAUGAGAUCAACACCAGCUAUAUGCUUCCACAAACCCAAUCAGCAAACCAGACUAACACGCAUCUGAAUAUACAGUCUUCAUGUUUCUGUAAGUUAAGUCUAUUUAAUGGCAACUGCAUUCAUAAUACUGAGGAUGGUGCCAACUAUCGUUCGCACAGCAACAUACCACAGCCCAUUAAUGACCUGAAGGACUCAAGGAAGAAGAAGCAUGACUCCAAAGACAGAAAAGACAGCAAUGAUGUUGGAAACAAUAUUUCUAACAAUACAAGCCAUGUGGACAUGAACUCAAGAAAUGUGUUUGGUCAGCCCCGUGUGACUGCCACACUUCGGGCAGCAUGCUCCCCACGACCCGCUCGCAAGAGCACUGUAGUGGAGGACCUGAAAAAACUCAUUGUGAUGGAUGACAUAACUGACAUCUCUCACCGUGACUCACCCUGUCUUCAGCAAACCCAAACAAACAGCAGUCCUAGUGAGUUCAUGCAGGAUUCAGCAUCAUCAAGCCCCUUCCUCAGCAGGCAUGACGUCUCCAGGCCCAGCCAUCUCUCUCUGCAGUCUAGUCCCACAGUGGGUCAGCCGAUGUCUGCUGAGUUUGCAGAGUGGGACAAAGACCUUCAGUUUGACCAUGGACUCCUGCCUUUGCCAAAUACAGAUCAUGACCUUGAUUGGACCAGUUUGGUCAAUGCUGCCGAGGCCUAUGAGAUGCAGAGGAUGGAAGAUUUCCUGUCUGCUGAGCCCCAUAACAUGCUCUCAGGCAUGAGUCCUGUAUCACACAGUCCAGCUUACAGUGGCCAAAACGUUCCUCGUGUUAGUCCCUCUGUUACUGGAGAGACAGAUAAUGAUGUUUUCAUUGACCUUCCUGACCAACUCUCCCACCUGGAAGCGGUGCUGAGAAGACUGAGCAGGGAUCUUUUGAAGGAGAAGAAGGACAAGGUGGCUCUGCUGGCUGAGGUGCUGAAACUUCGCAUGAGCAACCAGCACCUGAAAGAAGAGUCCUGGUCUGCUAAUGCACAGCUACACAAAAUCUGCCAAAUAUUCAACAUAAGUAUGUAUGGAGUAGGAGAGCAAAGAAAAUAGAAGGAUAUGUGAAAUACGAAAAGAUGUGUAUUAUCCAUCCUUUUAAAACAUGCAAUGGCAAAAUCUACAAAACAAAACAACAAAAAAUGUCUCACAAGUCAAUUAACUCUGGUGAGAGGCAUGUUAAACCCAUAAUAUGACCUAUAACCAAACAUUUCAAAUAUAAAUAACAUUGAAUUAAGGCCACUGUAUUUAAAUAUACAACAAAUAAAGCUUAAUACAUGUUUUGUUAUACUUAAAUAGUCAGUAAUAGUGCUUUUAAAUAAAAAUGUCAUCCUACAGGAACCCCAAUGAUGAAUUAUAAAGUAUAGUUUUUACACAAAUAAUCCUUGAAAUAUGUAUUUCCAAUGCUUGAAAGCACUUUUGUUUUUAGGAAAAAAAAAUACUGUUGUCUUCUGAACCUUUGUUAUUUGUUACAGUAAAACACUUUAAAAUAACAUGUUUUGUAGAACUUCCACAGUUGGUGUUUAACCACUACAAUAAUACAUUUCAAUACAUUUAAAGUGUAGUUAUCUGAAGACUCCACAGUCUAUUUGGCUAUUGCCUUUGUAUAAUCAGAUUUCAUGACUGCUUCAGAGACAUGACCAUUCUUCAGUCAGGGGACACAUACAUUGCGAAUGACUGUGGUACAUUUGCAACACAAGGGUAAAGAACAAGUUUGCUCAAGGCUUUCCCCUGGAGGCAAAGUACAAAUCUCUGUGUGCCAGUAACAUAUUCAGAGGGCUUAGGAUAAAGUCCUCUGCUUCCUCAUCUGCCUCCCAUCCUUCACUACGCACAUUACGGUUUUGCUGGCGACUGAAGUGCCUUGCUUUCAGGCUAAAAUAAAGAAACAUCAGAGGUUUAGGAUGAGAAUGGGGUUCUGUGAACCUCUGUAAAACAAUGCAGUGAUUGAAAUUUAGUAGGCAUACCAGUACAAACGUCUCUCUUGCUUAGGCAUUAUAUGCCACAAUUUGGCCAGCUCUUUGGUAACCACAGUCGAAGGAGUGCCAGGAUGCGUUCUGCUCAGAGGUCAGAGACAUGUUUGGUCUUCCAUCCAUUGAUCUCUAUGAUUUUUUAGAAACAUCCAAAAUCCACUGAAGGAGACUGACAACUCAAUCUGAAAGAAGGAGAAAUUAUACACUCACCUAAGAUACAAUCUCCGGUUCACUCUGCAAAACAUGAUAAAGCCAUUCACACAUUUCUUCUUCAGGUUAGGGUUUGUAACAUCCUGGCUCUUGUUGAAGAAUCUUCUGCGACGAGCUUUUGUUGCUGUCCUCUCAGGAAUGCAUUGUUUUGGGGUCCAGUUUAUAUAAUCCGAACCUCUGUCAUCUUCCUUGCUCAGCAAAGAAAAACAUCAUUGCUGUGUUAGCAAUGCUAUUAGCAAAGGGUGCAUAUUGAAGGAGCUUUUAAUUCACUCUGCAUGUUAACAGAGAUAAAAAAUGUACUCACUGACUCAUCUGGAGAUUUGCGUUGCAAACUGGGUGCUUUGAGAUCAGUAGGUUUAGAAGUCACCCAUACAUCUUCAAAUAAUGCUGUAAUAGGUCAAAUUAAAGAGCAAACAAGGUGACAUGGACAAAGUCUUAACUGUGUCACUAUGUUAAUAAAUAGCUCAAGAAAAGAGUCAAACACUUUUGAGAGUUUCAAUUAGCAUUUCCUUCUAAUCACUUAAUUUUCAGGUUAUUUAAUUAUCAUUGAUGUAUGGCUUGAUAAGGGCAAGUACUGUCUGUGCAACUUAGCUGUCCCAGAGUGAACAGUCUUAAGGUCUUACUCUGCAGCUCCUCUUGUCUGUUGGGUAGUAGUGGGUGACUGAGGUCACGAGCUGGUGAUGUGAGCAGAGAGGGGCUAAGAUUCAGGCCCUCCCCAGCUCCCAGCAAUGGGAGGAAUGGUAGUACAGGUGUCUGUGGGAGUGUGGGGCUAGCAGGCAACUGCUUAUUCCCCAAAGAAGGGAGAAUUCCAAGCAUCCUGUCUUUCAAAAGAAAGGACCUGAAAACAGAAAAAAAAACAUAAUGUUUCCUUCAGGAACAGUAUAAAAUUUGGCUGGUAAUUAUAACCACCAACAUCAAAACAAUU
This is a messenger RNA of Pygocentrus nattereri (red-bellied piranha), 4153 nucleotides long. RefSeq lists its product as uncharacterized. The record is from RefSeq and is a predicted model, not a curated record. Lineage: Eukaryota; Metazoa; Chordata; Actinopteri; Characiformes; Serrasalmidae. The coding region runs from base 134 to 2104 and encodes 656 amino acids. The transcript has 11 exons.